This is a messenger RNA of Botrytis deweyae, 495 nucleotides long. RefSeq lists its product as uncharacterized. Lineage: Eukaryota; Fungi; Ascomycota; Leotiomycetes; Helotiales; Sclerotiniaceae. The transcript has a single exon. The coding region runs from base 1 to 495 and encodes 164 amino acids. The record is from RefSeq and is a predicted model, not a curated record.
AUGGGAGACCGCGGAUACUACCAACAUUAUUACCUUCAAAGGGCCAGGGAACAAGCAAGAUAUGAUGUACCGACAUUCCAACGUCUUUCGCCUAUUAAAACUCCCCCAGGCAUCUUCACCGAAACAGAAAAAGCAGUAGAAAGCACCAAAAAAGCGCGCGAGAAGUAUUUCUACUGUAUCAAUAAAGCAGAAGAAGAUCUUAUGAAGUAUUUGAAAUCCAGAUGUGCAUCUCCGGCACCAAUGAGUCAUCUCAGAAGCUUCUGGGAAGCAGCAGAAGGGAGUAGGAAAGAGGCUAGAAAGGCAAGACAAGAUUAUUAUGAAUCGUGUAAACAUGGGGAGAAGAUGAGAGAGAGGCUGCAUAAAGAUAUCCUUGGAUUUUUGGUGAAGGAGUUGAAUUCUUUGAGUGCUGCUGUUGGGAAAUUGCAGGAUGAGAGUGUGGUGAGGAGAUUCAUGGAGGGAUAUACAGGGGAACAUGUAGGCUUGGUACGCAGAUAA